Messenger RNA from Ostreococcus lucimarinus CCE9901, 1152 nucleotides. RefSeq lists its product with no specific name. The transcript has a single exon. NCBI's taxonomy places the organism in Eukaryota, Viridiplantae, Chlorophyta, Mamiellophyceae, Mamiellales, Bathycoccaceae. Gene Ontology annotation, biological process: chromatin organization; regulation of DNA-templated transcription. Gene Ontology annotation, molecular function: DNA binding; chromatin binding. The record is from RefSeq and is a predicted model, not a curated record. Gene Ontology annotation, cellular component: nucleus. The annotation marks the transcript as partial.
GUGCGCUCGCGGAUUCAGUCGCAGUUUGCGAUGAUUCGAAGACAUCAGUCGCUGUUGGACGCGUACGCCGGCGACGGGUGGCGCGGGGCGGCUUCGCAGAAACCGAAACCGCUCGGCGAGCUGGCGUUGGCGCGAGAAAAGAUUUUUAAGGGUAAAGUGAAGAUCAGAGAGUUGUUUAAGGGGUUAGAGUUCGAUCCGAACGAGCGCGAGAUCACGACGGUGGAGGAUGAGCUCGGGGAGACGGACGCGGCGGAUAUAUUUUGUAGCAAGUGCGCGAUGGCGGACGACAGGGAGGAGGACGAUAUUUUGCUUUGCGAUGGGUUUUGCGAUCGGGCGUACCAUCAGUCGUGCGUGGUGCCUGCGGUGAAGACGGAAGACAUUCCACCGGAUGACGAAGGUUGGCUGUGCCCGCUGUGCGACGCGCGAGUGGACGUCAUUUACGUUCUCAACGACGAAUACGAACAAGACUUGGGGCAAAAGUGCGUCGCCGAGGACGUGUUCAAGGCUGAGGCUGAGAUGCAGGAGAAGGGCAUCGUUCCCGGAACCGCGCAGUUUGCGCACGCGCAUGAAGAGGCAUGGCCGAGUGAUGAAAGCGAGGACGAAGACUUCGAUCACGGACGCGCGAGCGACGACGGGCGUGAUGACGAAAACGAGGCGCUGAGCGGUAGCGCGCGCUCGUCGAGCGAAGAGUCGAGCAGCGAAUCAGAGUCCGAUCUAAUCAUCGAAGGCCCGCGGCGGCGAACUAAGGUGGAUUACGUCAAAUUAAACAGCGACAUGUUCGGCGACGACGAGGCUUACGAAGGCGAAGCCGAAGAGCUCGGAUGGAAAAGGUCCAACAAGACAAAGGCGGAGAUGCUCGCGGCGCUGCAAAAUAAAAACGUCGGCUCCAACGCCGCGACUUCUUCGCCGAAAACGGGCGACAAGAAGAGACGGAAGGAUAACUGCAACGAUAACGGCACCGCGGAGAAACGCCAUCGCGCGAGAGCGCGCUUUAGCUCGGAACAAAAGGCUACGCUCGAGCGUUUAUUCCAAACCGGCACCCGCGUGCCGAAGUCUUCAGCCCUGGCCGAAAUCGCCGCCGACGUCGGCGCGAGUUCGCCGUCUUCCAUACGCAUCUGGUUCAUGAACCGCAGACGAAAAGAUCGCACCUAG